AUGGAGCUAGAGUCGGAUGGCAAUGCCAUUAAUGGCCCUAAGUCUGCAGAUCAAGCUAAAUCUCUGCCAAAAAAAUCUUUUGCCAAAACCGACUCCCUACCUGCAAGUGGAGUCAACCCUAAUGCACGAUUUUCUAAGGCUCUUGGCAAAGAACGAUCCAGUGAGGAAGAAUCCAAUAGGGAGUACUUGAUGGAUCCCAAAAACACGUCCAGGGCUUCGUUUGGUGGAAGUAGUUCAGUCUACCAUGGAGUUACUAGGCAUAGACGGACAGGGAAAUAUGAAGCCUAUCUGUGGGACGGCAGCUGCCUUAAAGAUGGUCAUACCAGUAAGGGUCAACGAGGCAGAUUUGAUGAGGAGGAGAAAGCAGCCAGAGCUUAUGAUCUGGUAGCUCUCAAGUAUUGGGAUCAAUCAGCUUUAACCAACUUUCCGAUAGAAAACUAUGAGAGAGAGUUGGAACAGAUGAAAAACAUGUCAGAGCAGGGAUAUAUUAAAUUUAUAAGGAGGAGUAGCACUGGAUUUUCUAGGGGAAGAUCAGCCUACCGCGGAGUAACACGACAUCAUAAAGAUGGAAGGUGGCAGGCUAAGAUUGGGAGGAUUGAUGGGAACGACGUGUUGUAUCUGGGAACAUUCACCAAUGAGGAAGAGGCCGCCAAGGCUUAUGAUGUUGCUGCCAUUAAAUUAAGAGGAGAAAAAGCUAUUACAAACUUUGACACAAGCAGGUAUGAUGUGAAAGGCAUCAUGAACAGCAAACUACAUGUAGCAAAGAAGAAAAAACGAACUCGAGUUGAAGCAGAAAAUGAGGAAACCAGUGGGAACAAUGAUGAUUUUCCAUACAAUCAGUUUGGCUUCGAAUCUACAACCAAUGUGGAAAGCACUGAGAACAUAUCUUCCUGCACAGACUGUAUUGCACCCACAGCCAUUAACUGUCAUGCAAUCUCAAAAACAAUGGCAACUACCCAUGGACUGGUCACGGGAGAACCCUCUCUUCAAUCACACACUACUCUGGCAGCUCCAUUCAGUUAUAUUCCAGAAGGGUUAGUUUUUUCAAAGGCACCAGCUUUUGAAAAUACGCUCUCUUUGGGCACCUCCACAUUCUGCUCUCCCGGGCAGUCCUCGGGUCUUGUGAGAACUGGUCAUGAGAGCAUAAAGAAUGAUACCAAUUGCAAAACACCCUUCCUUCGGGAUUUAGAAAGUGGACCUAGUGUAGGAACAUCAUGUCAGCCUCCUCUUAAGUUCAAUAUCUGGAGUGAUAUAAAGAUGUAA
Molecule: messenger RNA, 1263 nt
Organism: Cryptomeria japonica (Japanese cedar)
Lineage: Eukaryota; Viridiplantae; Streptophyta; Pinopsida; Cupressales; Cupressaceae
Product: AP2-like ethylene-responsive transcription factor AIL6
Exons: 8
Coding region: 1-1263 (420 amino acids)
Biological process (GO): regulation of DNA-templated transcription
Molecular function (GO): DNA binding; DNA-binding transcription factor activity
Source: RefSeq, a predicted model, not a curated record